GUUGCAGUUAGUUGGCCAGAGCCGAAACAUGUCUUUAACCGAUCGUCGGAGUUGUAUUGGAAUAUGCUGUCUGCUGAUCGCCUGCCUCGCUUCAGCGAGCGCCCAGAGCGGCGGCGUCACCUGGAAUGCGGGCAAUGCCGCUGGCGCUGGUGCCUGGUCGAAUUCCCACGCCGGAGGCGCACCCGGCAUGCAUCCACCCGGCAGCCUGGGCAGCACUGAUCCUCAGUAUGGCUACGGCUACGCGGGCAUCGAUGCGCGUGGCCCCUACGGCGGGGCGGGCGGCAAUGGCGCCUACUACGUCAGCGGCACCGACGAGCAUGGACGACCCUUCUCCUACAACGGUGGCCAGCCCAUGCCCCCGCCGCCCGGCUAUCUGAACAACUAUGGCUACAGAAACGGCGCCUCACCAACCGCAGCGACCGCAGCGUCAGUGGGCGUGGCCCUGUGCCUAGCACUGCUGGCGGCGAGAUCUUAAAGUUGAUAACUUUUU
Drosophila arizonae is the source of this 490-nucleotide messenger RNA. RefSeq lists its product as uncharacterized. The record is from RefSeq and is a predicted model, not a curated record. Lineage: Eukaryota; Metazoa; Arthropoda; Insecta; Diptera; Drosophilidae.